Anolis sagrei ordinatus is the source of this 2545-nucleotide messenger RNA. RefSeq names its product bMERB domain-containing protein 1-like. The record is from RefSeq and is a predicted model, not a curated record. NCBI's taxonomy places the organism in Eukaryota, Metazoa, Chordata, Lepidosauria, Squamata, Anolidae.
UGAGGCUCCGCGUGCGCCUCGUUGCAGAGCUCAGCGCGAGAGAGGCGCGCGGCGCCACGUGCUGCCAUGGCAACGUCCCCAAGAGGAUGGGCUCUGGCCUCUGAGCAACCUGUGCUCUUUCGAACCGCUCCUCUUUCAGGAAUCUCUGAGAAAAGAGGAAAAAAGAAGAAGAGUGAAUAGAAGGGGGAGAAACAGAGGAAGGGGUGAGGAUGGAGAAGGAGAGCAAGGCGUCCACCCAGUAUGGAUCCCUGGAGUCAACCAAGUGGCAAGGAGCAGAAACAGGCAAAGGAGAUGAAAUUGUAUCCAUGGCUGACUCCACUACUACCAUUGAUGACAUUGAAGGCGAGCUUUUCAAAAUUGAAAGGAUCCGUGACGUCCUGGUGCGGAGGGAGUCAGAGCUGAGAUACAUGAUGGAUGACAUCCAACUAUGUAAGGAAAUCAGCAGGUUGAAAAAGGAGUUGCAGAAGCUGAUUGCAUUGCCAGAGAAUAAAAAAUCAAAAGAAGAGAAGAAACAAGAGGAGGAAUUAGUGCAACAAAUUCACAAACUUGUGGAGACCCGUGAUUUCCUUGUGGAUGAUGUGGAGUUUGAAAGGCUCAGAGAACGAGAAGAAGACAAGGAAAUGGCUGAAUUUUUGAAGAGCAAGCUUUCUAAAACCUGCCUUCCAAAAACAACUUCUACAAAAGAAAAGAAGAUGAUGUCAAAAGGACAGCAAACCUCCACACCAUAUGUAACAAAGACAGGCCUCACCCUCUUGAAGGAGUGCUGCGGCUUUACCUGCUCGGUCAUGUAGGUUGGGGCUGUUGUCUACAUCUCAAAACAAGGCACAUUCAUGGGUCAGCCCUACCCACCUUCUGGUCAACUGGAUCCAUUCAAAUCAUAACAGAUUCACAGAACAGAGACAAGGGAUUCAUUUUGCAGACAACAUGGAAAUUAGAAGCCCAUGUGGAAAUCAUCUGGUGCCCCAAGAGAUGAAUGGCUACUCCCUGCUUUCACAAUCCAUUUGGCAUUGGGUAAGAAAAAAUGAGAGAGACCACUAGACUACAGACAAAUUUUCAAGACUGCUGCCUUUCCCAGCCCUUAAUACAAAGGGCAAUUUAAUGGGGAUCCCAAUCCAGAAUACUGUUGGAUGGUAAAUCAGAGAAGAUUUAGGGGAGUGGGAGUAAAAUAUUACAGUGGAAGAUCUUUCCCUCCCUCCUUCCCAUUCUCUCCACAUUGCUGGUGGAUUAAGUCUUUCUCUUGUUUCCAGACAAUCUGAUAGCAGGGAGAAUCAGCAGAACUACCUUCAUUCCUACUGCCCAUUAAUGGAGAGUGUUGCACCUCCUAAUCCCUCCCUUCAUUAGCAGGUGACAUACAAGCCGACAUACUCCUGGAAAGUUACCUAGCAACUGUGGGGCUCUCUCAUUGUACUGUAUCAUCUCCGCAAAGCUUGCUUCCAUGUACAAAAUGUCAGCAAUUUACAGUCUUCUUAGAUUCCCACCCAGCAGUGAGCCUGUUCAAAGAUUAAACUUCCAUUCUUGUUCUGUUUACUACAAAGAUAGGUGGCAAAUCAAGGGCUGUUUCACAUCUGAAGGUUUUCCUACCCAGAUGGAAAUGGACAAAAGGAAUCUACAUGCACAUUGUCAUGUGCGAAUGCACAUUGUUGUGCUUUGCUUUGCUAUGUCUAUGUGAGCAUUAUGCUACUGUAGCAAAAUAGACACCUGUAUGAUCUCCAUGUGCAGUGAAAAUCUUAUAGAAGCAGGGCUGACCCAAGAAACUUUGCUGCCUGAAAUGGAGCAGGGGCAAAUGUGUGCACAAACACACUGCCGUGUAAAUCCAUUUAUUGCAGCAAAUGAGACCAAAAAUGUCACAAGUAUUUUUUUUCUAUUUUCCCAGAAACAAAACAUACAGCAAUUACAUAGAAAUAACUAAUACUUUACUGCCUUUUUACAAUAUUCAGAUUCUGCCACUUGAGGUGGCAACCUUAUUCUGCCCAAUGGUAGGGCCUGGCUUCCUACAUACAAAGAAAAGAGCAUAUAUUAAGACCUCCCAUAAAUGAUGCAUUAUUUAACCUUAAAGUAUUUCUCAUGGCAUAUCCUAUCUCUCUUUUGAAAUUCCUGUGGACAUUUUUCUAUAGCAUCUCCAUAUCCUUCUUUUUGGUUAUUUUUUGUUUUGAGAAAAGGGAAGAAAUCUGUUUCUUACCCGUCUUUGCCUAGCAAACUUAGAUACUUCCCCUCCGCAACCAAGGAGUUGAGUAUCUUCAGGUCUAAAGUGAAAUGUUAGACAAAUGGGAUGCCUCAGGAAACAGGGCCCCCUACAGAAUAAUCUUCUGUGUUUCUGCCAGCAGUUUGUUUUUAAUGGCUGGAACAGACAGAGGCAAACAAAUGUGUCCUGAUCAGCUGGGUGGCUGUAAGGUUUGUGAUACCGAGCCUUUUCAGGGAAGAGCCAAAACUGAGAUAGUCUUUGUAGCUCUCAAAUUGCAUUGAAGCUCUGAAGAAUCCCUGCAUGUUAAUGUCUUCAUUUGAAAUGUUGUGUGUAGAUGAAUAAACACAAAGACCUCUGCAUUAG